Molecule: messenger RNA, 2634 nt
Organism: Amorphotheca resinae ATCC 22711
Lineage: Eukaryota; Fungi; Ascomycota; Leotiomycetes; Helotiales; Amorphothecaceae
Exons: 1
Coding region: 88-2580 (830 amino acids)
Source: RefSeq, a predicted model, not a curated record
UGAUAACGCCCGCAACGAGAAGAGAUGCAAUGGAGAUGGCGGUAAUCUUUUUGCACCACGCCAAUUGGCCCCGCACAGAACAACAGGAUGCGUCCAGCUUUGCAGAGACUUCUCGCGAGGCCCUCCUCUCUGGAGAUUCUCCGAUAUUUAGUGGGAAAUGCACAAGAACUCCGCCCUGCAGUUACCAGAACUCGACGAUGCUCCCGUUCUCCGUUCGAUAACCGUCAAUACUCGAGUGCCGCUGUGGGACCGCAAGAGGAGGCUGCGCUCGUUUUGGGGGAUGGUAGCCCGGAAAUCGCCUCUCCAAUAUCCAAAUCCAGUACCCCCUCCCGACUCGUCCGAAAAUACAAGACUGGACAGGCAAAUAAUCAACCACGGUACUCAAAUCUCAACUAUGGGCCAUGGAACGAGAGUUUAUGGACCCGCGAUGAAAUUGAGUUCGAAUCAAACUUGGACGGAGAGGCUACAUCAAGACCAAGACUACUCGAUCAACCGGCCCACCGAAUGGAUGUUCGACUCUGGGCUUGUCUCUUCGAUUAUAGACAGCGACUUUACGGUCUUUCUGGGGUGGCAAUGUUCUGGGAAGCAGUUAAGAGAGGCGACUUUCAGGUCCCCGUGAUAGGAGCCUACGCGCAGCGAUUCUGGGAGGAAUUUGUGAAUCUUGGCUUGCAGGACAGCAAAGUGCUCAAAGAAGUAUGGCGAUAUGCAGAUCAGCGAUUGGAAGAAACACAGGAACGCUGGUCUAAGCUCUACGUCAAGAUUAUUCAACAUCUGCUGCUCAAUGGCCGUGGCCAAGAAGCCAUUGAUUGGCAUAGUCGAUUGAUCGAACGCCAUGCCCCCGGCCCGAAUGGGUUUGCAGAGAUGGUCCGCCAGGUUGUCUUCAAGAGAGGGGACAUGGAAGCGCUAAAAGAAAUAUACAAGGGCAACAAUCAUCGCAAUGUCUAUGGGAAAAUCGUUCCAUUCUUGUGUGAGCAGGAAGACUUCAAAAGUGCCUUGCAAUGGCACUUCAUACUCCUUGAAAAGGGCGAUUUACCUGCGAGUUCAAAGAAAGCCGAGCCUUUGGUUCAUUUUCUUGCUAUAUACAAUCGCCGAAAAGCAGUUCAAGUCACCAAAAGUCUUGUGGAUGCUGGCGUUCCCUUCGCCUCGAGGAUUUCGUCGACACUCAAUGACAAUACCAAAAUAUCUCGAGAGAUGAUGAAUCUCAUACAUGGAAAAACCUUUCAUAUACCUGUUAAAGCUUAUAAUGAUAACCUGGGGGCUCGGUGGUUGGCCACCCAAUGGGUCUCGCUGGACGUCGCCUUGAACGCUAUCCAUGCCCUUGGGGUCCAAGAAAUUGGCCCGUUGUCAUUACAGGCAAUCGCACUGCGCGAACGGGAUGCCGAGCGCAUCACGCAGCGUAUUAAUCAGCUCAAAGACCUCGAUAUUUCCAUUGGCAAUUCCACAUUUUCCAGAGCCGUGGAAAAGUUUGCCCGCACUCAAAACCAGGAAUUUCUCGAUGGUCUUCUGAAAAGCGACCAACAUCCUGACGAAUUUGACGACCACAAUCUUCAAGAGCAACUGUUAACUUCUUAUGCACGCUCACGGGAUUGGUUUCAGUAUAGAUUGACCUUGGCGAUUCGAUUAGUCGGUAGUAAACAUCCCGAAAUGGAUACCCAGAACAUUAUACUGAGAAGUCAUGUUAAUAACGGUGAUACAUCCGCUAUGUUGGCGUCUCUACGGAAGAUGCAGAUGGAUGGCAUAGUGGUCACUGCAAAUACGGUCAAUCAUAUUCUCCACGGUAUCCUGCGGCCCCGUCAACGAGGUCGGCGACCCAUCACUUCGACUAUCAAGAACGCGGACGACCUGAAUAUGGCCAUCUCCAUAUUGAAAGGCAUAAUGGAAUCGGGUAGUUUUGUGUCAGCCACAUACUGGCGGGAAAUCAUUAAACGACUCGGCAUGCUAGGUCGAUUGAAGGAGCUCGAAGAUUUAUGUGUCUUUCUCGCCUCUUGGUAUGGCCCUGCAAAUACGACUUCAUUCCUAAGCCCAACGGUGGCAAAACGAGUACAUCGGUACCGCGUUCCGACACAAGUCAAGACGUCCCACCCUCUGCACCCUCUCAAAAUUCUCUUCCCGCCAGCCUUGCAGCAAGCGAUUGUGGAAUGGGGAUUCAUGCAUUCUCUUAAGAACCCGCCUCGCCACACAACCGAACCGGCGGGGCUGAUCCGCAAAGCAGAUGUAUCUCCUCCGAUUACCUUCGGAAUCAGUCUUCUGAAGCGACUUCAUCAAUACCGAGUUCACAUCAAUAUAAACACCGUCAGGAAAGCCAUCUUCAAUCGCUUGGUUACAUAUUACGGGCCAGGACGAUCUAAUCGAUUAUCCAACAGACAGGCAAGGAAGCAUAAUGUCCUCUCUUUAGAGGAAAUGGCUGGGCAGAUCGAUGAAGCAUUGGGAAGACGGACGUUUGCUAGUCCGUAUCUCCGACAGGUGAUUGAGUCACGUGGAAGUUCGAGGCUACGGAAACGUCUGCGGAAGAACGCUGCACGUAGCAAUGCUGGAUAUCUCAAGGCACCAAAGCAAGGGGUCUUGAACUUAUCUAAUUAGCGUCUCUAUCUGGAGAGGUGGAAGAAGGCAUAUACGUCGAGUCUCAUGUGUAUA